This is a messenger RNA of Corythoichthys intestinalis (scribbled pipefish), 4730 nucleotides long. RefSeq names its product zinc finger and BTB domain-containing protein 5. The record is from RefSeq and is a predicted model, not a curated record. Gene Ontology annotation, molecular function: DNA-binding transcription factor activity, RNA polymerase II-specific; protein binding. The transcript has 4 exons. The coding region runs from base 467 to 2626 and encodes 719 amino acids. Gene Ontology annotation, cellular component: nucleus. Gene Ontology annotation, biological process: regulation of transcription by RNA polymerase II. Lineage: Eukaryota; Metazoa; Chordata; Actinopteri; Syngnathiformes; Syngnathidae.
GUGAGUCUGGUUGGGAAAAUAUGUCUGUCAGGGUAAUUAAAUAGCAUGCUUGUGUACUUGCUUUCAUUUUACGCAUACAUAUAGCAAUCUUUUUUCCAGUUGGUUUUAUUUCUAACAGCUCCCCGGGUUGAAACUAUAACCCACUGAGGACAUAACAGUGAACGGAGUGAACAAGACCCUUUCGGAUGUCGCGCCCCCACAAGGCAGGCAUACAAGUAAAUACCCGGGGGACGUGGAUUCGGACGGCGAUCAAGAUUUUUUUUAACCAGCUUGGACGACAUGCAACCCAUGAAGAAACUUAAGUUGUCAAUUUAAAACAACGCCAUAUCAAGGCAGCUGGACUUAAUGUUUCGCAUCCCAUCAGCUUCCUGGCAAUUAGCUGGUCAAUAGCCAGCUAACGUUAGCCUCACCGGGGCCCAAAUUCCGCUGCAUUUUCCAGUCAUCCUUUGACUUUGUAAGGAGGAGUAUGGACUUUCCAAGCCACUUUGAGCAGAUCUUUCAGCAGCUCAACUAUCAACGGCUACAUGGGCAGCUGUGUGAUUGUGUCAUCGUGGUGGGCAGCCGACACUUCAAGGCCCAUCGCUCUGUGUUGGCUGCUUGCAGCACCCACUUCAGAGCAUUGUUCACAGUCGCUGACGGAGAUGCAAGUAUGAAUAUGAUCCAGCUGGACAGCGAGGUAGUGACAGCAGAGGCGUUUGCCGCCCUGGUGGACAUGAUGUAUACGUCCACCCUAAUGCUUGGAGAGAGCAACGUUAUGGACAUCUUGCUUGCCGCCUCACAUUUGCACCUCAACAAUGUGGUCAAAGCCUGCAAACACUACCUGACGACACGAACCCUACCCUUGUCCCCAUCUUGUGACAGACCCCCACCUCACCACCAACAGGAGCAGCAGAGGCACAGGCAGCAGGUGGCAGAUUUGGUGAACCCCGCCUUAGCCACCAAUGCUAACCUGGCUGCAAAUGCCGCCACCUCAAAGUUGCAGCGUUCAUUUUUGUUGCAGCAACUUGGCCUCAGCUUGGUGAAUUCUGCUUUAGGUGGAAUGGAGGACGAGGGGGUGGGCGGCAGAGUGAUGGAACAAAGAGCUUCUUUCCCUAUGCGCCGCUUUCAUAAGCGCAAAGCCUCUCCAGGCUUAUCAGAGGGGCCCAGACAGAGACCGCGACCCUCCGCCCAGAACUUGGGGUUGCUUUCGGAAGAGGGGGUGAACCCAGACCGUGAGGACAGAGCACUUCUCUCGCCAGACUCCCACAAAAUGGGGGACGACUCCAAACUGGAUGCGGGCAUGCUCUGCGCCCCUCAGGAUGACCCUCAGAUGCCGAGCCAGUCAGACAGUGUGCGGUGUGAGGGGGACAACAGGGGGAUAAUGCUGGGAGGGGUGGGCAAGGAGGAGGACAUGGAGGAUGGAGACCACCAGGCCAGUGGAGUAAAGAUCAAAUCAGGAAGUGAGGGAGAGGAAGAGGCAGAAGAAAAAGAACAGAAGGUGCUGGUUAAACAAGAGCCACUAAGCUCACCCGAACCCGCAGAUGAAAUCAGUGACGUGACAUCACAGGCCGAAGGCAGUGACCCGGCUGAGCCGGUCAGCCAAGAGGAUGAAGAGAAGGUGGAGCUUAGUCCCGAAAGCAGCGACCGUAGCUUCACCUCCAAACCGCAGCCCAGCUCCAACUCGCUGCUGCAGUCCGGCUCCCAGCUUCUCCUCAAGAGCAGCAUGGGAGACAGCGGGGGAGGUUUUGGGUGUAGUAACGGGUUGAACAGCAAACCUGAAUUCAGUAUUUCCAGCUUCCUUGGCCCAAAGAAUUUUAGGAAUGGUAGUGGUGGUUUGAUAGGUGGAGAGGAUGACCUGCCCAACACCACCACCGUUGAUGCUGUAGCUCAUAACUUCCUGUUGAGGCAGGAGGCUUCUGGAUCAUCUGGUUCCACCUCGUCCUCUUUGCUACAGUCCAAUCAACUUAGCACUGAAAGUUGUACUGGUUUUGGAAACAACUUACAGGCUGAUUCUCUGUUUCUUCACCCCCUUCAUGACAGUUAUGGAAACCCUAGAGGGACUGGUGGGAAUGAAGAAAGUGGAGGAGUUGAUCCAUUUGCUUUGGACUUCCAACGUUCCAGUCUGGGGCUACACUCCCUGGGGCAUCCCCCACGUGGAGCCAGCGGAGCCGCACCCACCGUUAUGAGUUAUCCUGGUUACAGACGCAUUGCCCCAAAGAUGACCAAUAACAUGGGGCGGGAGGAGGGCGGCACUCUCCAGGAUCCUGCCUCUUCCUCGUCAAGCCUGGCAAGCCCCAUGCUGCUGAGCGAGAGUUCAGGGUAUGACAUGAGUAGUGGCAGGCCCACCUCCCUCCCGCCCCAGCUAACCCGUGCCUCUGCAGACGUACUAUCAAAGUGUAAGAAGGCUUUGUCGGAGCACAACGUUUUGGUGGUGGAAGGCGCUCGCAAAUACGCCUGUAAGAUCUGCUGUAAAACUUUCCUGACGCUGACCGACUGCAAGAAACAUAUUCGAGUGCACACGGGAGAGAAACCCUACGCCUGCCUUAAGUGCGGCAAGCGUUUCAGCCAAUCUUCGCACCUCUAUAAACAUUCAAAGACUACUUGUCUUCGCUGGCAGAACAGCAGCAUGUCCAAUGCCCUUCUCUAGAGCACUUACAUAGUGUUCUGGAGAAAGCUGAUGGAUGUCCGUCUGAAUCGCAGACCAACAAGCAAGGUGCUUAUUAGUUACUGUUCUGAACAAAGCUAGUUCAUGUCAAGAUAUCAAAGCAGGACUGGUGACAUUUCAAGUUCAAUGUCCUCUUAAGUCAUACAUUUUCACAAUGUAUCUCCCUGUUGAUUACGUAGCGGAGCUUUACAUGCAAUCUAGAGAUUUGCGCAAUCAGCAAGAUACGUUGUCUGUAAAAAUCAACUGAACCCAGAGUACCGCGGGGUACAUUUGCACCUUUGACUUUUGAGUUUACAGAUGGGACUUUCACCUUUCACCGGCAGAAGUGCACCUUUCCAGUGAAAGUGGUAUCCUGUAUCUUUAGUUUAGAAAUGAUCACGGUUCACUGGAAAAUGUGAAACGCACCUUAUUUUGCAUUCAAAGGCAUGACUAGACUUUCUAGCCUUAAUUGUAACUGAUGGGGAAUGAUUGCAAAUCUAGGUCAGUGUUGUCAAAAAAACAAAUAAAUGAUUUCUGAAAUGUAAAUAUCGAGCAUUUGUGAAUCAAGAUGUCAUGUUUUCUUGUAGAAAGUGUCUGUGUACUGUACUUCAUUUAAGUGCUUUCAAAUGUCUCAUGCAUCUCACAUCGUCCUGUAUUGGAGACAAAUCACUGCUUUUGUGCAAAUAACAUGUUGAUUCCAAAUGUGAGUCCUAAUGAUGAGCUAAUUUGAUGUGUUAUGCUAAGGCCAAUUUUAUGACUUUUUAUUUGAAGCAUUGACUUUUUAUAGUAUUUGCACCAGUUAUGUGUUAAUAUAUCUACCUGUGACCAGUUGACUAGCUGACCAGGGUUUAUUGUUGUUUGUCCAAUGUUAAAAUCAAUGAACCAUAUUAACAAUGCCUGAAAGGAUGUAAAUAGGAGCAGACCUACUGAGUAGAAAUCAUAUCCUUGGAGUGUAACAUAACAACCAGAAUGAAUUAAAGAGAGGUAAAAACACUUCUAUACCUGUUUUUAUAUCACAAACUUUUGGAUGAAAAUCCCACAAUCAUUCCAAUUGCACACCUUAUUUGUUCUAAAGCAUUCCUAUGAGAAUUGAGUUUGAACCCCUAAGCACUCCGAAAAGGUGAUUGAGAUUCUAUGAAUAUGUAUAUUUAGCUACACCUUUUUUUCUUCUUCACGAUGAAUGUAUUUAUACUUGUUCUUAACAUGACAACAUCAAUUUUAAUGCACCACAAAUUCUGUCAACAAGUGAACAAACUUCAGUUAAAGGUGCUAUGAAAUGCUACAAGUGACUUUGCAAGUGCAAAAGUGCCAUAAAAAGCUUAGAAAUUAAAUAUUAUAAUUUGUCUAGCUUUCUGAGCUGCCUUGGCUCCACCCACUAAAAAAAUCUCAAAGAUUUCACAGCCAAAAUAAGCUGCAGAGUUUUGCAGUCUGCUAGCAUGCUAUCCAUAUCCACACUUCUCUUUUUGCCGUGUCAUUCUAUCAACAUGUACUAGCUAAACAUGACCAUCAACUCUGGUUGUGAUGUCACAACCAGAAUUGCUAGGGGAAAAAGUGGGUGUUCCUUGAUGCAAUGUUUGGGUGGAAUAACUAUAAAACAACCAGAUUCGAGUGCCAAAUUUGUUUUCUACAUGUAAAAUGAGUGCAGUUAUUCUCAUUUUUUGACAUGCUCCCCAUUUCAUAGCACCUUUAAACUCUGCAGCACGUAACUCACCUGCUAAAUAACCUAAUUGUUGUAGUUUGAUGCUGAUUUGGCAAACAUUAGCUAUGCCUUUAAUUUCUAUAGAUUCUUAUGGUCUAAUGUGAUAAAAGUUAACUGGUCAGUAAUGGUAGACCUUUGUGCCUCUGUUGGUUACAUCAGAUUUCCUCACUCAAAUGCCGGAGUUGUGAUGUUGCCUGUUGUGCUUGACAAAAUAUAUGCUUACUCCGAUCAUAAAAGUUUAAAUUGAUUGUUGUAGUUAUUGCCUUGUGCAUUUUUUCUUCACAAAGCCUUUGUUAAUAGAGGCCAAAGUGUCAGAUUUCUCGUGGUCUGGUAAUACUAAUGUCAUGACCAUUGACCAAGGCCUUUCGAUUGUAAAGUUCAUUUAGUUGUACAUGCGCAUUGAAUAAA